This is a messenger RNA of Bufo bufo (common toad), 5293 nucleotides long. It is a transcript of the gene SCAF11, whose product is annotated as SR-related CTD associated factor 11. Bases 257 to 4690 code for a protein of 1477 amino acids. The record is from RefSeq and is a predicted model, not a curated record. Gene Ontology annotation, biological process: spliceosomal complex assembly. Gene Ontology annotation, molecular function: RNA binding; metal ion binding. The transcript has 15 exons. Lineage: Eukaryota; Metazoa; Chordata; Amphibia; Anura; Bufonidae.
UUGGCAACCAAGAUGGCGGGGGCUGUUUUUGUGCUGUGAAUCAGGCCGUCGAGCGCCGCCGUGCGGUUGUGUCGCUCAGGCUUCCCAUACUACGUUAGGACUGGCAUGUGGCCCAUGUGAAUUCCGCCUAAAACCAAGUCUUCCGACGCUAUCGAUGAGGUGUGCGGCUGCCGCGCACUGACACACGGAAGGCAGCGGCCCUGAUAGCGCAGCACGCGGCGGCCGGGACGGGCUGCCCUCGCUGUUUGAGGAAAAAAUGAAGAACAAGAGUGUGUGCUCCCCAACUUCAAGAAAUGAGCAAUGUGAUGAAAAGGAUGGGGAAGGAAAUAAAGAUGGUAAUGCUGCCAGUGCCGACAUGUUGAGUACAUCGGAAAGAUGCCCGAUAUGUCUUAAUAUUCUCACCCUAGAAGUUGGAUUUCCGGAAGAGUGUCGCCAUGCAUUUUGUAUUCCCUGCAUUCUUAAGUGGUCUGAAACUUCCACUUCUUGUCCUGUUGACCGUAAACCAUUUCAAGCUAUAUAUAAAACAGACCCACUCGGCUCAUGGACUAAGAUCUAUGUAAAGGAAAGAACACCAAGGGAAAUCCUGACCUGCAUUUGUGAUCAGACGUUAACACACUGUACACAAGGGAAGCUUUGUUUCAGAAUCUGUGUGAAAGAGGAAGCAACUGAGGUUGCAAGUCUGCACAAGGAAAACAGAUGUCUGGAGCAUAAAGAAAAGUCUGAAACUGAGGUCGUGAGCCUAAGCUGGCCCAGCUGUUUUACUGGAGAUAACAUUGCCGUAUGUCCUUUCACCCUCUCCGAGGGAACAGCUUGUUUUACGAACAGAACUGAACAAGAGGAAAAUGAAAUCUGUUUGAUACGACGUAAGAGGGAAGCACUGAAGCACCUGAGGAUACCACUUGGUGCUGAAGGAAUUCAGUGCAAUUCCACUCUACCUGCUGAAACACUCAUCCAUCCACCAUCAUCUUUGGAGGAAUAUGUCUUUCCAUUAAGGCCUAUUUCUUUUAGAAGAAAAGAUUUUUCACACAGAAUGUGUGCCCACACUGGUACACAAGAUGGCACUGAGAAAAAGCAAGCUGCAUCUGGCACAUCAACCAGCAGAGGAACCAGAAAAAAAUCAGUACAAUCCAGCACUAGACGGAGAUCCACACGAAAUAGCAAAUCUGGCACAAGCAAUCUCCAGAGCUCCCCAAAAUCCAAUAGCUCUGAUAAUGAUACACCUGGUUAUGAUAAUGCUGCUACCGCCACUACAAAUACUUCCUCAGCCGAACACCCAGGAAAGCAAACUUCGAAACAACGGAAACAAGCUCCUAAAAAGGGAUCUCAAGCUAGAAAAAGACUCCGCUCAGCAACACAAUCUCAAGAGGAUUCUAAAGAAGAUAAAGAAGAUUCGGAAAGUGAGCAAGAGAAGAAAUGUAAAAUGUCAGAAGAUGACUUGUCAGAAACUGAACAGUGUAAAAUGAAUCAGUCUCCCAACCAUAGCAAUGAAAAAGAAAACAGUCAUGCAGAUAUGUCCUCUCCUCUUGAACACUCUGAAGAGAAACAUUUGCUGGAUUCCUCACCUGCAAACAAUGUGCAGUCUGUCGAUGAGGAUAGUUUGGCUAGUCCUGAUUUGCAUAUAAAGCAUCAGUUUGAUACUGAACACUCAUCCCCUUCGCCAAGCUUUAAAAACUGUCAGACUGAUUUGGAGGACAGUCAAACAGAUUUAUUAAGAUCUGUAAAUGAGCCAAGUUAUGUGGAAUCAGCUGAAAGUCAGCUGGAAAUAAAAGGAAAACUUUCUUGUGAAUCUGAGAAUCUAAAUGCUUCACAUGGUGAAAGUUCCUUUUCUUCUCCUGGGUCAGCAGAGCACAUCAUUUCUGAUCAUACAGACUUGCCACCUUUGUCAUGUAAUAAAGUAGAGCAGGUCAAUGUCGAGGAAUCUGCAUGUUCGCCACCGCCGCCUUGCACAGAAUUUAAAUCUAUAGAACAUUUGCAGGACUUGCCAUCACCUGAAGAGAUUACUUUUAAUGCAGAAAACCAUUUGCCCACUAGUCUAAAGGCAAAUGAAAGCCAUUUUGAAAACGAGUCAAGCUCCACACCGUCUACACAUCCACUUGAGUCAGCAAAACAGUAUGAUGUGGACAAUACCCCAACCUUUCCCGAUGUAUCAAAAGAACAAAGUAUCCAGAAACCCCCAAACAUCCAACAACUUGAGCCUGAUGAGUCUUUAAAAACAAUGCACAAACAAAACGAGCAAGAAAAACUUUCAGAGGUGAACUUGCAGUCAGCAGAACAGGAAGAGCGCAUUGGAGAGCAAGAUGUUAAAACAAGUGUGACUUCUGAGGUAGACGAUCAAGACACUGCUGGUUGUUCUGUUAAUAGAGUAGAGCUUACAGAACAAUCUUUGACAUUAUCAAAAAAUACCCCUGCUGAGGAGUUAUCUGAUAUUGGAGAAAUUCAAGUCAAUAGCUUAGGAAAUGAUGAAUUAAAAAAACCUGUUUUGACUGAUGAUAAAAUACAUGAUACCGAAAAAAAAACUGAUUUAAAAAAUGACCUUCAGAAGGCUUUCUGUGAAGAUAACAUUGAACCAGUAGCAAUGGAGUGUGAUUCAGCAUGUAGUGAACAUAAUGAUUCAGAAGUUGAGCAAUUGGUGAGCAUUACUGAACCUACGAAAAAUCUAUCAGAUACCUUGGUUACAAGCAAGGUACCUCAAUCUCCUCCAAAGCAGUCAUUACCUCCUUGUGAUACACCCAAAAAAGAAUCGCGAACAAGGAAAUCUAGAUUUCAUUCCCCAUCAACAACCUGGUCACCUAGCAAAAAUGAUGUUAAAGAAAGACCAAGAUCCCGUUCGCGCUCUAAAGUUAGAGACUCUCCCACUAAACGUAAAUCUAGAUCACCUAGUAAAGAGAAAGAUGGAGAGCGUGGUCAUGGUAGUCAAAGAAAAGGGAGGAGCAGAGACCGACACCAUAGGAGGCAUUCGAGAUCUAGGAGCAGACAUUCAAGAUCUAAAAGUAGACAUUCAAGAUCUAAAAGCAGAUCAAGGUCUGGAUCACGUACCAGACACAGAAAUAGAAGUAUUACAGUUGAUAAAAGUGAAAAAGAUUGUACUUCUCCACCAUGGAAAGAAAGACGUUCAAAUGAAAAUUGGAGAAGUCCUCGGGGAAGUGAAAAAUAUAGAAGAAAUGAACACGACAAACAUGAAAAUUUCAGAAAUGAAAAAUAUGAUGCUAGAGAUUCAGCUGAGGCAUAUCCGGACAAUAGAAAUGAUUAUCCUGAUUGGGUGGUAGAAAAGAUGAAAUCUGCAGAGAGCAGAGAAAGAGGUGAUACUUGGAUGAGGGGAGAUGGCCGAGGGAGGGGGGACCGGGGAUGGGGUGAUGCCAGAGGAAGAGGAGACCGAGGUAGAGGAAGAGGUGAUUUCAGGGGAAGGGGAGAGGGGAGAGGCAGGGGGGACAGAGGCAGGGGGGACAGAGGCAGAGGAGGGAAUCGAGGGAGAGGUUCCCAUUGGGAGGAUAGCCACUAUGGGUCUGGGGAUUCAUGGAACAGAAAUGUAAACAUGGACUGGAACUCGCCUAGAAGUCGUGGUGGACGAGGAGGUUUUAGAGGUGGCUUUAAUUAUGGAGACCAAAAUGAGAAUAAUUGGAGCAGUAGACAGCCCUACUCAGGAAAUUCUAAUACUUCAGGGCAAGAGUCUUCAAGGUUUCCAGAAAGUAAAAAUAAACCUAAAUAUGAGGAUUCGUUUGACCCGCCCGCUGAUCGAUCUGGGUGGUCUUCUGCAUCAAGUUGGGCUGUGAGAAAAACCCUUCCUGCUGAUGUGCAAAAUUACUACUCAAAAAGGGGGAGAAACUCUACAGGCACUCAAGGAGGUGUAUGGCCUAAACAAGAGGAGCCUCAAGAGCAAGAUCAAGCAAGUAAAGAUCAAGCAAGCCAACAAAAUGAAAGUACGCCAGUCCCUGUAAAUGUGGUGCAAACUCAAAUGAAUAUUGUACCACAGCCAAUUGCUGCACCUCCUCAACCAAUGAAUAUGUUUCCCUAUCCGAUGAGUGUCCAUCCUCCUCCUCCUCCCCCCAUGGUGAACAUCCAACACAAUCCAUUUAAUCUCCCCCCACCAAUUCCAAUUCAUCUCCACCCAGCACUACCUCUUGUUCAGGUGUCUGCACCAUCUAGUGUACCUCAGGGACUACCUCCACCACCACCACCACCUCCUCCAUCCCAGCAGAUCAGUUACAUUGCUCCACAGCAAGACGGAAAACCACUGCAGGGUAAUCCUGGUGCUACUUACGCAAAUAAUAAUGUAAAUGCGCCACUCUUGCCUGCUCCAGCAGCAGUCCAUGGAACAGUUGGGGUUGUACAGGCACCACAUUCUGGCAGUGUGGCAACAUCCACUUACAGCAGAAAUUCCCAUACUUUUGUUAAAUCUGCACCUCGAAAGGAAAGUGUAACAGUGGAAGCCAGUGCAGAUAGCUCCAAAAAGGAAAAGAAAAUUCAAAUUCAAGAGAAAGCAGCGCACGAAGUUAAAAUGGCUAUAAGACCAUACUAUCAAAAUAAAGAUAUCACGAAGGAUGAAUAUAAAGAGAUAGUUAAGAAAGCUGUGGACAAGGUUUGUCAUAGUAAAAGUGGAGAAGUAGAUUCGUCAAAAGUGGCAAAUCUGAUAAAAGCCUAUGUGGAUAAAUAUAAACACUCCCGCAAAAAGGGGACCGAUGACAAACUGUGAAACGCAGCCCCUCACUGGAAUGACAACAGUAGACUAAGGACUGUGACAUCAAUUGUCAGAGUGCAAUUUCAGUGUCCACAGAAAUGGUUACAACUGUGAUUGGAACUGGGUUUUGAUAAAUAAUUUUUCAACAUGGAAACCUUUUGAUUUAGAGCCCUUUACCCCCUUCCCCAAAGACUUAAUGGAUUUCUGUUUUUAUUAGAGUGAACAUAUGAAUAAUAAUGUACAGCGUUUUGACCUUCUCAAUGAUGUGUGUAAUAUUAGAGGUGUUAAUCUCAAUACUUGGCUAUCAGCUGGAUAUUGUGUGUACAGUACAUGUAAUCUGUUGGUUAAGAAGUCUGAUCAUAAGAAUCUUUGAUUGUGUUUUCAUCUAAUAAUAGUGCGAUGCUUUUCUUGGCUCCUUUCUUUCUAGACUAACUGGACACGCUGGUCUUUAAGUGUACCCAAUGUAUGCAGGUGUCUGUACCUUCAUAUCGAAUCUGUUUAGAAAUAAACUUUCAGAGUAACAAAAUGCCUACUACAAAAUACUAUGUCCGACAAAUAUAUAUAUUUUUAAGAUGGACAUGAUCUAUGGAAACACCAAAUAAAUAAAUAUGCUGCUUG